Messenger RNA from Populus nigra (black poplar), 639 nucleotides. RefSeq names its product repetitive proline-rich cell wall protein 2-like. Lineage: Eukaryota; Viridiplantae; Streptophyta; Magnoliopsida; Malpighiales; Salicaceae. The transcript has a single exon. The coding region runs from base 1 to 639 and encodes 212 amino acids. The record is from RefSeq and is a predicted model, not a curated record.
AUGCAAAUCACAUCCUUGUUAGUGUUGUUCGUGGGAGUAGUUGUUUUAGUCACUCCCUCUUUCGCAGAUUACUACAAACCGCCCAAGUAUGAAACUAAGCCACCUUAUUUCAAGCCUCCUAAGGUAGAGAAGCCAUUCCCAGAACACAAGCCUCCAGUCUACAAGCCUCCAAAGAUUGAGAAGCCACCAGUCUACAAUCCACCAAAGAUUGAGAAGCCACCAGUCUACAAGCCUCCAAAGAUUGAGAAGCCACCAGUCUACAAUCCACCAAAGAUUGAGAAGCCACCAGUAUACAAGCCACCAAAGAUUGAGAAGCCACCAGUCUACAAGCCUCCAAAGAUUGAGAAGCCACCAGUCUACAAUCCACCAAAGAUUGAGAAGCCACCAGUAUACAAGCCACCAAAGAUUGAGAAGCCACCAGUCUACCAGCCUCCAAAGAUUGAGAAGCCACCAGUCUACCAGCCUCCAAAGAUUGAGAAGCCACCAGUCUACAAUCCACCAAAGAUUGAGAAGCCACCAGUCUACAAGCCUCCUGUUAUAGUGAAGCCACCACCCUUUCACAAGCCAUUGCCACCUUAUGGUCACUAUCCGGGACACCCUCCAGUUGAAAAUGCUGAAUAUAUCAAGCCAAAAAACUGA